This is a messenger RNA of Papilio machaon (common yellow swallowtail), 2038 nucleotides long. Its product is annotated as 4-hydroxybutyrate coenzyme A transferase. Lineage: Eukaryota; Metazoa; Arthropoda; Insecta; Lepidoptera; Papilionidae. The coding region runs from base 198 to 1637 and encodes 479 amino acids. The record is from RefSeq and is a predicted model, not a curated record. Gene Ontology annotation, biological process: acetate metabolic process. Gene Ontology annotation, cellular component: mitochondrion. Gene Ontology annotation, molecular function: acetate CoA-transferase activity. The transcript has 10 exons.
AACGACGUAAUUUGGAUUUGGUCGUAAUCGCUUAAAUUAAAGCCGGUUGGUCGAGGUUUGUCGGCGGUUCCGUCUAGCUCGUUCGGGUGUUUGUCAUUGUUCUGUUCGGUAUUCUAAGAAUAAAUACACUGUUAAUAAAACACAUUACAGAAUAAUUUAAACGUUAACACAACAAUAUUCUGUAGAUAAAAGUAAAAAUGUCAGUGAUGGGUAAAGUUGUUAUUCCAAAUUUAUCGAGGAGGGGUUUCGUGAAAAUAGGCGCCGCGUUGCAAAGUGUUAAAUCAAACAACUACUUUACAUACACCCAGGAGUUAUCGCAACCUUUGGACAGGAAACCCGAACGUGUCACUGCGGAAGAGGCGUUUAAAAAAUGUUUAAAGUCAGGUCAGACGGUGUACGCGCAGGGGGCGGCUGCUACCCCAGUGCCACUACUCAACGCGAUGACAGACGUCGGAAAGUCGGGCAACCUGCGCGACAUUAAGGUGGUCCAUAUGCAUACGGAGAAGGAGGCGGCGUAUGUCGCACCUGAAUGCAAAGAUAUAUUCAGAUCAGUAUCUCUAUUCAUGGCUGCAAACGUUCGGAAGUCAGUGGCGGAGGGCAGGUCAGACGCAAUCCCCAUCUUCCUGCAGGACAUCCCCAAGCUGUUCCACAGGAAGAUCAUACAGCCCGACAUCGCUCUCAUACAGGUAUCGCCCCCCGAUCAGCAUGGCUACUGCAGUUUGGGAACAUCGGUGGACUGUGUGAGGUCAGCACUCGUUAAUUCUAAGAUUAUUAUAGCUCAAAUCAACGUAAAUAUGCCGCGUACUUUCGGUGAUGCUAUCAUACAUGUAUCUCAUAUUGAUUAUGCUGUUGAAGAUAAUACUCCAUUGCCCGAACACGGUAGUAAAGGACCAGCCAGUCCUGAAGAGAUGAAGAUUGGUCAACUCAUCGGUGAUAAUCUGGUUGAAGAUGGAGCUACUUUACAGAUGGGUAUCGGCAGCAUCCCUGACGCGGUGCUCUCCGCGCUGAAGAACCACAAGGACCUCGGCAUCCAUUCGGAGAUGUUCAGCGUUGGUGUAAUAGACCUCGUGCGUAGAGGAUGUGUCACCAAUAACAAGAAGAAGACUCACAAAGGCCGUAUUGUGGGCAGUUUUCUUGUUGGCAAUCGAGAGCUCUACGACUUUGUGGAUAACAAUCCUUUCAUAGAGAUGUUGGAGAUUGACUACGUGAAUAAUACUCAUGUGGUGUCUCUGCAGCCAACAAUGACAGCUAUCAACUCCUGCAUUGAGGUGGACCUCACUGGACAAGUCUGCGCAGACUCUAUAGGUACCCGCAUGUACUCUGGCUUCGGCGGGCAAGUGGACUUCAUCCGCGGAGCUGCGGAGUCAGUAGACGGGCGCGGGAAACCCAUCAUCGCGCUCGUCUCCACCACCAAGAAGAAUGAGACCAAAAUAGUACCCACACUUAAAGUUGGUGCCGGUGUGGUAACAACUAGAGCGCAUGUCCACUACGUGGUAACCGAACAAGGCAUAGCUUAUUUAUUCGGUAAAACGUUACGUCAACGAGCGUACGAAUUGAUCAAGAUCGCGCACCCCGAUCACCGCGAGGCUCUCGAAAAGGCCGCUUUUGAGCGCCUUAAGUGCAUGCCCGCGCCUUAAAAACCAUAGACUAAUGUUGCCAGCGUAGAAAUAUACUACAAUUUAGUAGAUUCUACUUAAAUCCUACUAAAAUCCUUUUCAGACCAGAAAAAUAAGUAAGUUGUUGGGAACUACGCUUGAAUCGACAAAAGAGCAAUUAUUAUAAUUUUCUUUCGUAUUUAGGAAAACGGACACAGUGAAAUGCAUGUUUUAUUUUUAUGUUUGGAUGAAAUGUACCAAAACAUUGAUAGUUUAGUAGUCAAUUUUUAGACUAAACCAACCAAUAUAUUUCAAGGAUAUUAACAAAUUAAAUGCGUUGUUAAACGUACGAAUAGCCUUUGAUUUGGUUCUGAAAGGGAUAAAUAUAUCAGGUUAUAGAGUAAUCAAAACUCAACGAAUGUUAGUAAUAAAUAGAUGAUUGU